Maudiozyma barnettii is the source of this 2193-nucleotide messenger RNA. It is a transcript of the gene VTC4, whose product is annotated as Vtc4p. Lineage: Eukaryota; Fungi; Ascomycota; Saccharomycetes; Saccharomycetales; Saccharomycetaceae. The coding region runs from base 1 to 2193 and encodes 730 amino acids. The record is from RefSeq and is a predicted model, not a curated record. The transcript has a single exon. Gene Ontology annotation, cellular component: vacuolar transporter chaperone complex; fungal-type vacuole membrane. Gene Ontology annotation, biological process: vacuole fusion, non-autophagic; vacuolar transport; microautophagy.
AUGAAAUUUGGAGAGGUACUAAGUAGGUCUUUGAUUAGACAAUACAGUUAUUACUAUAUCUGCUACGAUGAGCUGAAAAACGAAUUAGAAGAUAAUCUACACAAGACCAACGGACAAUGGUCUCAGGAAUUAGAAACUACUUUUCUAGAGUCCCUAGAGAUUGAAUUGGAUAAAGUGUACACUUUCUGUAAAGUGAAACACAGUGAAGUUCUAAGAAGAGUGAAAGAAGUUCAGGAACAAGUUCAACAUACUGUUGCUCUAUUGGACUCAAAUACACCACCAAGUGAAUUAGAUUUUGAAAUCUUGGAAGAAGAAUUAAGUGACAUCAUUGCCGAUGUUCACGAUUUGGCUAAAUUCUCUAGAUUGAACUACACGGGGUUUCAAAAGAUUAUCAAGAAACAUGAUAAAAAUACUCAUUUUAUAUUGAAACCUAUCUUUGCCGUUAGAUUAGAUGCAAAACCAUUCUUUAAGGAAAAUUAUGAUGGCUUAGUGGUAAAAAUUUCUCAAUUAUACGAUAUUGUUAGAACUAGUGGGAGACCAAUUAAAGGUGAUUCUUCUGCAGGUGGUAAACAACAAAAUUUCGUUAGACAAACGACAAAAUAUUGGGUUCAUCCAGAUAAUAUCACGGAAUUGAAAUUGAUUAUCUUGAAACAUUUACCAGUGUUGGUGUUUAAUACCAACAAGGAAUUUGAGACAGAGGAUUCGGCCAUUUCUUCUAUUUAUUACGAUAAUGAGGAUCUAGAUCUGUACUAUGGUCGUUUGAGAAAGGACGAAGGUGCUGAAGCUCAUAGAUUAAGAUGGUACGGUGGUAUGCAAUCCAAUACGAUCUUUGUAGAGAGAAAGACGCACAGGGAGGACUGGACUGGUGAAAAGUCUGUGAAGGCAAGAUUUUCAUUGAAGGAACGUCAUGUAAAUGAAUUUUUACAUGGUAAAUACACUGUUGAAGAAGCCUUUGCCAAGAUGAGAAAGGAAGGUAAAAAAUCAAUUCAAGAGAUUGAAAACUUAGAGGCUUUAGCUACGGAGAUUCAAUAUACCAUGUUAAAGAAACGUUUGAGACCCGUAGUGAGAUCCUUCUAUAACAGAACGGCUUUCCAAUUGCCUGGUGAUGCAAGAGUGCGUAUCUCACUAGAUACCGAAUUGACCAUGGUUAGAGAGGACAAUUUUGAUGGUAAGGAUAGAACUCACAACAAUUGGAGAAGAACAGAUAUCGGUAUUAACUGGCCAUUUGAUAACAUCAGUGACAAGGAUGUCUGUAGAUUUCCUUAUGCAGUCCUUGAAGUUAAGUUACAAACACAAUUGGGACAAGAACCACCUGAAUGGGUGCGUGAAUUGGUGGGAUCUCAUUUGGUAGAACCUGUACCUAAAUUCUCCAAAUUUAUUCAUGGUGUUGCUACUUUAUUGAAUAACAGAGUGACUUCAAUUCCAUUUUGGCUACCUCAAAUGGAUAUCGAUAUAAGGAAACCAGCAUUACCAACUCAUAUUGAUAUCACCAGACCAGAAAGAGACAGUAGUCCCGGUUCAGGAAUCGGUUCUGAGAACGGUGACGAAGACGAUGAGGAUGAUGCUGCUUUGGUGAAUGCUAUGACUAGUGCUCCCGGUAACAACCUAGAUUUAGAAGAGGGACAAACAAGUUAUGGCGCCAUUUCACGCCAACCAGUACAAUCCUCCGCUCUUGGUGAACCAAGAACAUUACCUAGUGCCAACGCCGCAUACUAUCAACGUAAAAUUAGACAUGCAGGCAAUCAAUUGACCAAGAGAUAUUAUACUACUGUUGCAUUCUUCGACCAUUACUUUAAUGGUGAUCAAAUUGCUAAGAUUCCAAAGGGCACCGUCUUCGAUUCACAAGUCAGGGCACCAGCUGGUAAGACUAUCUGUGUUCCAGUGCGUGUCGAACCAAAAGUAUAUUUUGCCACUGAGAGAACUUUCCUAUCCUGGCUAUCUAUCUCCAUCCUAUUAGGUGGUAUAUCUACAACACUAUUGACAUACGGUACACAAACAACAAUGUUAGCUUCCGUAGGGUUCUUCAUUACGUCUAUUGCGACUUUGAUCCAUACUGUUUUCGUGUACGCAUCAAGAGUUGUCAAUAUCAGAUUAAAGAGAGCCAUCGACUAUGAAGAUAGACUUGGUCCUCCAAUGAUCUCUAUUUUCUUGAUCUUGUCUAUUGCAUUCUCUAUUUUCUGCAACUGGGCAUAA